AGUCGAUCGUUGACUGCGGCCGUGGGAGGACGGUAGGGUCGACAGUCGCACGCUAUCUGAAUAUAGAUCGGGAUUGGUUGACGGUUCUCCCGUAAGCCCCGCCUACCAGGUGGUCGUUCGAAAGUGUAGUUGUGUAGUUCCUUACGACGAAACGACGGGCGCUGCUCUCUCCCCAACGUAUCCAAUCGCGAGAAAAUCUGAAAUGAGACGUGUCGGCGCGCUAAUAUGUGACGGUUGAGAGGAAACGAGGACCAGGAACGUGCGAGAGGGUGGUUUACGCGCGGGUGCUACCACUUUCGAAGCGUGACGAGGAGAACGAACCGCGUAAAGAAGUGGCGGAGGUGGCGAGCGUGAAAGAAAAUAAUAACGUCGAGAAACGAGAGAAAAGACGACGCGUGUGUGCCAGAAGUACGGAGUCCAGUGUGAGAGAAUAAUCCUCUAUUUCGGCGGGGGGGAUCCUAUGUCUAUCUCUCAUCCUCUCUCUCUCUGUGUAUUUCUGCCUUCUAUUUUUUUUUGUCUCUUCCUUUCUGUUUCUAUCCGCCUUUAUCCCGGAUAAAAAUAUCGUCGCGACAUAGUGUCUUUUUCAUCGAAUAGUAUGCUCCGUAUCGUAUCGGGGGGAUAACAAGUAAAAGAUAGAAAAGUGCUUCGUUUAACCAACAAGGACGUCAGCUGUGUGCGCUUUUACGAGAGGGACGUGUGCGAGAGAGAAGCCGCUGCUGAGAGACAGAGAAAUGGCGGCGCUGGUGGCAGGUGUCCAGUAUGGUUUGUCGUCACACAGUAAUUUUCACGAAAACAAGUCCCUGAUCUUCGUGAAGCUCACCGACUCGGCGCAACGUGCCAUCGAGGACUUCCUCAGAAAUCGGAACAAGACCAGCCAGAACCCUACUAUACAGUUCCUAGGAAAUGAAGGGCAACUCUCCUUUCCAUCCACGCAAUCCAGUCAUGGAUCGGCAGGCUUCACGUUCAGCCUUUCCGGCAACCAGGACAUCGAGGGUCCUCAGGGUGGUUUCGAGUGCAUCCAACAAACCGGCCCCAAGAGUCUGGAGAGCCUUGGCGCAUUGCCGUGUAAAAUGCGGAUACAGGCGAACGACGACGUGUACGAGACAACCAGGCAUCGAAUGGCCGUCGCCGAGGAGAAUAACAAGAACAAAUGCACCAGGGUUAUCAAGGCAAACGGACCGGAUAUCGGACGCAAGGUGAAGGUGAAAUCGAGCGGACGACCCAUACCGUCUCCAUCGAAUUCGAGGCAUCGGGAAUCGACGAGCAUUCCAACUUCCGGUAGUCAGUCUAGACUGUCUUCCUCUUACAAGCCAGCCGCUAGCAACCCACCACCGUCCCGAAAUCAACCGGAGAAAAAGAUCUCCGAUAUUAUGCGCAGGCCAUUGAAGGAGAGACUCAUACAUCUCCUCGCUCUGAGGCCAUACAAAAAGCCUGAAUUGUAUGAUCGCAUAAAUAGAGAGGGCAUCAAGGAUCGAGAACGUAACGUGAUGACGACGAUUCUGAAACAGGUAGCCUUCAUGAGGGACAACACGUAUCAUUUGCACAGGUACGUUUGGAACGACGUGCAGGAAGACUGGCCUUAUUAUACCGAACAGGAGAAAGCGAUGCUGAAGAGGAGAAAACCUCAGAAUCUUACUCCUCCUGGUUCCAGCGACGGUGGAUCCAGCGGUAGCGGACAAUCACCAAAUUCCACGCAUCCAGGUUCCCCGCCCGCGAUCACGGCGCCUCCACCUUCUCUGUUGAGCAACAAACGACCAGGCUACUAUCAAGGCAACGACGGACUACCUACGAAGAGACCCCGGAUAUCCCAUUACAAAAAACCGGAGACAAAUUCCGGCUCGUCGAAUGCAGGAGAGAACGGAAGGACGGCUGGUGGUGGUAGUACUAACAGUGUUAACAGUGCGGUUGCCGGUGGAGCCGGUGGUAACAGUGCUAGUGGCAGUGGUGGUGGGAGCGGUGUGGCUGAUGGCUGGGACCAGAGGCAACAUCAGCGUGAUCGUCGUAACGAGUAUCGAGCUGAAAGAACAGCGAACAGUGAUGUGCUGCGGGGUGGCAACUACGGCACUGGUAAACCGUGCCUGACGCCUACCAGUGAUAGUGAAGAAACCGGCCAGAUAGGACAUCGCGAUGCCAUCGUAGCGAGCACAGGGACGUCCGGGAGCACCGCCAGCAACAACGCGGCCAACAGCCAUAAUUCUCAUAGUAGUGUAGCCCAUAGUAGUUCACUGAGCGUCGGUCGUCACCACCAUGCCGGUAAGUCGGCGACGUCCGGUGCCGAUGGCAAUGGGUCGACGUCUGUGGAUUACGCGGCACGUUCGAUGCCCAGUGUCGUGAGUGAAGGUGGUAGUGCAGGUAGUUACAGUGGUAGUUCGAACGGAAUACUCGCCGAGAGGAGAGACAGGAGCGAUCGAAACGACAGGGGUCGAGGUAGCGACAGGGAUCGGGAGACUAGGAAAAGAAACAACGCGGCUAGCAGUAACAAUUACACCGAUCUUACAACACCCGACUAUGCCGGCAACGAGGACAACACCGUCACUACGUCGACCUGCAGUCUCGAUUUGGCGGAGAGUCCUAAAUCAUCGGAGUAUCCGGACUACCUCACGUACUACACGACAAUAAGCAGCGCGGAACAGAGAAGACGUUACAAGGCGGAAUUCAACGCCGACUACGAGGAGUAUCGAAGGUUGCAUGCUCAAGUAGCCAAGGUGUCUAAACGAUUCGCACAGCUUCAGGAACGAUUGAAACAGGAAGAGACUUCUGGUAACUGGGACGAAUACGAGGAAAUAAGGCGGCAAAUUCUACACGAUUAUAACGAAACGAAACGGGAUCCUGUACACAAGGAGACGAAACGUCGGUUUCAUUAUUUGCACGAAAAAUUGAGCCACAUCAAGCGACUGGUGUUAGAGUACGACACGCAAAACUGUACUGGCAACAUGAUGACGAACAGCAACAGCAACGGCAACGCGAAUGGUAGCAACGAGAUGAAGGGGGUGGACAGUUUGCACUACUGACACAAACUGAAAGGGCCGCCUGUUAUCCUCUACCUUUUCUCGGUUGCCGGUACGCUGCUGUCUUCGUUGUCGCAGAAUUUGCAUUUUCUCGGCAUGUUCCAAGGCUGAUCUUACGGUCCACAUGGUUCCUGGGUUCUAUCGCCGAAACAAGUCAAGUACUCUCCGAGUCGCCGGGGUUGCAAGAAGAAAAUAUUAAUUCCCAUCACAGUUGGAAACCUUUCACGCUGUUAACGACCGUGGGCGGGUCGAAGAUUUCUUAUAACACUGACUUGUGCGCGACUGUGAUCUCUUCGACUUACCGCGUGAUCGCCAGCGAUCCUCGAUAAACGCUCGCCUUUGCUACUUCGACCAAAAUGGUAAAAACACACCGAUGAGGGGCUUUACGACAAUCGGUACGUUUGAAGAGAAGAAAAAGAAGAAAGGAAGUAAAAGAAAACAUUUAAAAAAAAAAAAAAUAAAAAAAAAAUAGAAAAUCCAUCCGAAGAGAGAAAACGAAGAUAAGAAGAAUGGAGGAAUUCGCGGAGAAAGCCAGGUAUACAUGAACCAGGCGAGCUGAAAGUACGCAGAGAAAUUAUCUUUUUUUGUUUAAAUCUGUCCUCCGACGAGACAGGGGAUGAUUAUGGGAAGAGGUGAAGAUAGAAGGCAUAUUGUGAGAAAGCAGUAAAUUAAUUCUAUUAAUUAGUUACUUACCGUGCGCACGUCCAAGUGUGUCGUCCAGUUUAAGAGUACGAUAGAUUAAAAUGAUAACCACAAUUGCGAAUGUGAGAAGUGGGUCCAAAAAAAGGUAGUAGGGGCUUAUCACGUGCCACGUCCGGAGGAGACUGUAUUUCCUUUUUUCCGCCGGAAGGAAAAAAGAUGGCUCGACUAGCAGAGACUGUCCACGAGAAUUCGCGUAUGAAUCCUACACGAAGAACCGCGUGCUGUCCGCUCAUUUUUCUUUCUAUCUUUUUUCUCCUCCGUUUCUUUCUUGUUUCCUUUUCUUUGUUUCUUUUUUCAAGCAAAAAGCUAACUGGAUUAAUCUACAGCUAAGGAGAGAGAGAGACCUUUACGUUUCGUCAAUCUAUAGGACGAUCCUUUGUUGUUUCUUCGUUCUUUAAUUUCUUCACCGUUCGGGCUACCUUAACUGGUAAGCAAAAUGGCACAACUUACAAAGAGAGAAAAACAAAAAAAAAACAUACACACACACACACACACAAAUAAUAUGCAAAGAAAGUAGAGACGAGGUUUUAUUAAGUACUACUCUUUUGUGUCUCUUAGAAUUUACCUGCCAUAAAGUGAUAUAAUCGAGCGAAUCAAUUUAAUUCUAAAUUGAAAAGCCACGAUAGAAGCAGAACUGAAACUAGAAACGGGCCUUUUGGCCCUUCUGAUUCGUGCGAUCAAUAGUUUCCGGUUGUGUAUGUCGUACGCUAGAGUAGAUCCAUUUUUAUACAAUUACAGAUAUUUUAAAUUAGUCAUCGAAAGGGAGAAUGCUCAGCGCCAUUCGUGGAUGUUGUACACGCGGAAGGGUUAAAAUAAACAACAAAAAAAAAGAUAGAUAAUAAUUAAAACAAAAAAAAAAAUACGAAGAAAGAUAAAGUCGAGGUAUUAGAAACGGACAGGUUUCGUAGUAAUUAUUUAAUCGUUGACGACGAUGAAUAUAUAGUAUACAAUAUUGUACAUUAUGCGCCAAUAUUACGCGUACCAUUAUUAUUAAUGACGAUGAAUACCAUUUAAUAUUAUUAUAUCGAUGCUACUGCUAUUAUUAAUUAAUAUUUUUCGGAUAAGUAGAUAAAUAGGCGAGAUAUCUUCGUUAGAACCUAAAAUACUGGAACGAAAGGAAGAAACGAAGUUUAAAUAUAUAUUAUCGAGCCGAUGUUUUCCAUUGAAUGCGAAUAACGAAAGUUUAUGAUGUUAAUGUUUCCAGUGUCUUUUGUUUUUAUUUAAACAUUAUCUGCUGUAUUUUGCUUUCAAAUUGUUUUUAUCGUACGGUAGCUUUACUUAUUACUGUUAUGUCCGAUCGUUUUGUUCCGUUUUCUUUGUUCGAUCGAUUUAGAGUUGCCUUUUUUCCUUUUUUUAAUUUCUACACGAACGUUCUUCCACGUUUCGUCAUUUUAUUUCACGUUUGAUAAGCGUUUUGUGAUAAAUCGAACGGAGACGAAGGACUAUCAAAAGAAAGUGUGAUUGCUGAAUGAUCUAAUGAUUCUUCAUUGUUAUCCAUUUCUUUCGCGUGAUCUUCCAAAACAAAAACGACGUUGAUUCGAAAGGAUUUAGCGAAUUAUCGCUCGUUUCUGUUCUUGUUGCGAUUACCUGCGUUUUCUGUUUCGUGGAUUAUCGCCUUUGAACAAGUGAACGAAUUUUCAUUGUUCAGUAACAUUUAUUCUUAUUCAGGCUUAUAGAAGUAGGAUUUUUAAAAUUAUUAAUCGACCAAUUAUCUGAAUUUUCUGAUACGAUUGUUUCAUCGAUAGAAAUUUCGUACUGUAUUUUUUACUGAAAUUUUAUCUUACACUUUCCUCAUUUUAUACUCGAGUUCAUUUUAAAUGAAUUUCUUUGAUAAGCAAUUUUAUGAAGCGAUUAACUACCAUUAUGCAUGUUUCUGUACAAUGGAAAUCGAGAUACGAUGGCGUUUCUUUGGCCUUAACGAGCAACGAGCGAAAAGAACCUUCGAUUUUGUUUUCCAAGAUCCGUUGUUUGCUGUUUUAUAAACAAUCCGUGCAAUUUGUUUGCUCAUUUACGUACUAUAUAUCCAAGUUGACCGGAGAAUAUCGAGGUACGUUGCACAUUAUCGGCGACGACCAUCGAUUGGUAUUUCAAAAUAUUAUUCUAAAGAAAGUGAAUUCGACGUCGGUCGAGAAGAGAAAAGGAAGAAAAGAGAUAAUUGUUUAAAACGUUAACUCUUUGCGACGGGAAAGAAAAAAAGAUAGGAUCGUCGGUGGGGAAUGCAUGGCACAGUAUUGACAAGUAUUUUCUACUGGUUGUAACGAAUUUUAACGAAAUGCAAAGCACACAUGAGAAAAAAAAAAGAACGUCAGGAUAAAUAAUUUAACCUAUUUUUAUAUAUAAAUAUAUGAAAACAAAUAUAUAUAUCUAGAUAAAUAAAAAUUAAAUAUAUAUAUAUAUAUACAUAUAUACGAUUAUAAAAUUCUAUCGUGUGUGUGUUCAUAGAUAAAAGGAAGAAUUGUAAAAUAUCUAAUACGAAGUAUAUAUGGGUUGUAAUUAAUGGUACUAGGAAUCAGUUGAUAUAUUUCGUUGUUAUAAACUGAACUACGUAUCGUUUUUUUCUUUCUCUUUUUUUUGUAGAUAAUAAUAUUAUAGGCAUCUUAUUUUCUCUUUUGCUCACGUUUUCCUUGCAAUUACGAAAAAAUAAAUAAAAGUGAAAAUGUAAUAAAAAUUCUGAAAUAUUGAUUCGUUGCGUUUCCUUUCACUAUCUCUUAUCUCAUUCAUAUUAAUCAUCGUUCUUACGAAGCAAGGCUGGCGUACAGUGGACAGAGAACAGUAUAUAUUAAAAAGUUCGACAGGUAUUUGUAUAAUAAACCCAGAACAACACAACUACGAAAAUAAAUAAAAAUUUCCAGGCAUUUUUCUUCUUCUUUUUAAUUUUAUUUUACGAUCACACUGUCAUACUGUGCCAUAUAUAUUCUACUUCGGUGUACGAUGGUUCAAUAGAGAAAGAAAGAAAUCCAUAGAUUUCUUCUUUCGUAGAAAUUAUGAAUUUGGUCCAUGAUUUUUCUUGUAUUCUCCUCUGUUUUAUUUAUUUUUCCAUAAAGUAAUCUAUAUUCUGCUAAAUGUGAAUGAACUCGUGGAUUGAAUUCAUAUUUUAUCGAAUUACUUUACAAUUAAAUAACAAGCGGAUACAGAGAAAUUAAUUUAUUUUACAAAAUUGCACAGUGCAAAACAGCAAACACCGAUCCUCUGUUGCUACGUCGAUGUAGCUACCUUCUAGUAUUCUACCCAAAGAAUUAACAAGUCGAAUUACCGAUCUGAUAUCAAACUUUCACCUUUAACAAAAAAUUGAUUCGCUAUAAUCAAUCAAAACGAACGCAUUCUGCAAAUUACAUUAAUGUUCGUUACGUGCUUUGUUCGCACCUUCGAAGUUAAUCAAAAUUCCAAGUGAUCAAUCUUUUGCUUUCACCCUGUCUCAUCUACUUCUUUCUGUAACAUUGUUACUUUUUUACCGUCCAAUAAAUUACAUCACGUUAAAGGAUAGGUUCGGAAUUUUACAACGUACACGCGUUUUUAGAAGCCCUAAAACACAUAGGCCAGGAUUAAAGUGCACUCGAGCAAUCCAUCUUUCGAUGACCGAAUCUAUGAGAAAUAUUAAACAGACAGUGCCAAAGAGACUGAGGUAAAAGACACUCAGAACUGUAGUAAAUACUUACAUAGAGAUCCAAGUGCAACUUAAUUAAACGAUGCAAUAAACACGCGUUUCCGAUGCGUGUCGCAAUUUCUAAAUGAGAUUUGAUAAGAUGUCCGCACGCGAUACGACGAUGUUCGAAUGUGAAAAAGAGAAGGAAGAGAAAAAUCAACGGGCUUGUCUGACAAAUUGUUCUUUCAGGCUCAUGAAACUGUUAUAGUUCGCGGAUGUAAGUGCUCUUAACAAUGCAUUUGAUAACUCGUAACCGAUUAUGAUUUCUCGAGGAUUGAACGGUUUCUUUUUCUCAACUUCCUUAGGUAUUUGGUAGUUAAAAUUAGUUAUCGAUAAUGAAAUAUCGUAGCCAAGUAUCGUAGAUCGCGCGAUCGAUACGCGCCUUCGAAAUUAAUCAAAAUUCCAGUCGAUCAAUCUUUUGCUUUCACUUUCUUUUCUUUACCUUAUUUUUCGUAGUUAUUAAAAUUCCUUUCCAUUGCAUUUUAUUCGUCAUCGAGCAAUAGCAGUGCCUUCUUUCCUUUUUCGUUACCAAAAAUCCCCCUCGCAUCUGUUAUCAAAGGACUGUGGUUCCUUUAUUCGUUUUUUAUCCUCGUUUUUAUGAACUGUACUAGUGCAAAAAGAAAUAGGUGUCUCUGUACCCUUUUUUUAUCGAUAGGUUUCUUGGAAAACCCUUGGAACGAUGAACUUAUUAUCGCGUGAAGAUCGUUGAAGCAACAAGAUCGCGAAUAGCGAUUCACGCUCUAUCACAAAAGAUAUAUACGUAGUGUCUUAUCGUCUAAGUGUCUAUCGAGUGAUAUUUAACUUGAAGUAGAAGAUAUAGUUCACGUGAAUCGAUGUGUUAUUGACUCGCUCGCAUUCUAUCGAUUCUAAUUCGAUAAUAAUGUUACAAAUGUUUUUCGUCUCUCUCUCUUUCUCUCUCUUGUACAGUUUCCUUGAUUUGCGCGAAACUUACGGUCGAAAUGAAAAGAAAAAGAAAAAAAAAAAUAAGAGCAGAAAAUCCAAGUGCCAAUU
Osmia bicornis bicornis is the source of this 8364-nucleotide messenger RNA. RefSeq names its product RNA polymerase II elongation factor Ell (gene Su(Tpl)). Gene Ontology annotation, molecular function: cis-regulatory region sequence-specific DNA binding. The record is from RefSeq and is a predicted model, not a curated record. Bases 732 to 3011 code for a protein of 759 amino acids. Lineage: Eukaryota; Metazoa; Arthropoda; Insecta; Hymenoptera; Megachilidae. Gene Ontology annotation, biological process: snRNA transcription by RNA polymerase II; transcription elongation by RNA polymerase II; positive regulation of transcription elongation by RNA polymerase II. Gene Ontology annotation, cellular component: transcription elongation factor complex. The transcript is spliced from 10 exons.